This is a messenger RNA of Geodia barretti, 3185 nucleotides long. NCBI's taxonomy places the organism in Eukaryota, Metazoa, Porifera, Demospongiae, Tetractinellida, Geodiidae. The record is from the annotation of a GenBank genome assembly.
GUGGAUCACGUGUGUCAAAGUUAGCUCAAAAAUGGCGCUUUGUUGAGGUCGGAUCCUGUGGAGUUUUCCACCCAACAGAGCCAUCGAGAUUGUUCCCGGAGAGGAGUAAAGUUGGAGAGAGUGCCAACCAUGAACCGCUUGGUGGACCGGAUGACCAACAUGGUCAUGAACUACUCUGAUGUUGAAUCGAAAGUGCGCGAGGCCACUAACGACGAGACGUGGGGUCCGCACGGUACGCUCAUGGCCGAUAUCGCCAAAUACACGUUCACCUACGAGCACUACCCCGAGGUGAUGACCAUGCUGUGGAAGCGGAUGUUUGAGGCUCGCAGGAACUGGAGGAGGACUUACAAGGCCCUUCUUCUCCUUCACUACCUAGUGAGGAACGGUUCGGAGCGAGUGGUGGCCAGUGCAAGAGAACACAUCUACGACAUGAAACCUCUGGAGGAGUACGUAUUCCGAGAUGAGCAGGGUAAAGACCAGGGUGUCAAUGUUCGCCAGAAAGCCAAGGAGAUCAUCUCUUUCAUUCAAGACGACGAGAGACUGAAGGACGCUAGAAAGCAGGCAAAACAGUCGCGGGACAAGUUCGUCGGAUACUCUUCGGAAGAAACUCAAUACAAAUACAGUGAUAGGUAUGCUCCGGAGCCACGUUCACGGUCUUCAGUGAAUUCUUCUGGUGGAUCAAAGUACGACCCAGACCCUCACGGACCUCUGGAUGACAACCAUCAGGAGGUGGUGGGUCCUGAGACUGAAGACCUGACCGCCACGUCCACAGAGGGUGGGAGACAUCAAAACUCAUCCAUCACAUCCUCCAAGACCGACACCGCUCCUCAGCCUGCUCCUCUCAAAAAGUCGUCUCAACCGACAAAACUGGUUGACCUCGGAGCAGCUGCUGCCUUUGCCAGUCAGGCGGCGGCCGAGAACCAGAGGAGAGAGACGGCCAAUAGUACCAUAGACAGUGUGUUUGGCGACUUCUCCAGCCAACCUCCAGCUCUUCAGUCCCAGCCUCCUGGACCAGGGAGCGGUGGCUCUGGGUUUGCUGACUUUGAAGGUGCGUUUGGCAGCGGGAAAUCUUCUGAACCUGCAACAGUUGGAGGAGGUGGUGAUUUUGGUGGUUUCUCAGCCUUCCAGAAUGCACCCCAGCCACCACCGCAGGCAGUGCCACCGACUGCCUCUGCAGCACAAACUCUGGACUUUGGGGAUUUCCAGGGCAUCCCUCCUCCUCAACCCAUGUUCUUGAUGGGAGGAAGUGGUGGAAUACUGCAGCCAAUGGGGACUGCCCCUCCAAUGAACCCACAAUCAAACAGCGAGGAGAUGCCAGACCUGAUGCCUACCGAGGAGCUUCCAGACAGGGCCACAAUGUGGAGCACAGCAGGCAUCAGCAUUGACCUAGACAACCUACUGUCGAGUCCCUGCAAGACCUCUCAACCUACCACCGCUCCCUCCAUGAAUCAGCUGGCCAAGGGCCCCACACCCUCUCCCUCCCACCCUCCCCCCUCCUCCUCCUCCUUCUCUUCUGCGGCUCCUGCCGGACCUAACUACAAUGUCAAUACCUCUUCACUUAUUGGGUCUGGGUUACCUCCGCACUCUCAGCAUGGUAUGGGAAUGGGUGGUGGUAUGAGAAUGGGCAGUGGUGGAAUGGGAAUGGGAACUGGGGGAAUGGCAGUAGGAGGUGGUGGUGGUAUGGGAAUGGGUUAUGCUCCUAGACCAGGAAUGAUGCCAAUAUAUGGAGGUGGAUAUGGAAUGGGGCCACAGCCGGGUAUGGGAAUGGGACCAAUGGGCUACGGUGGAAUGCCGCCGACAAUGGGAGGAAACCGACCAAUGGGAUCACAGCAAAGGCUCAUGUGACCCAAUUUUUCAUACACACAACCAUGAAGAUUGUGUCAAGAUUACGUAUUUAUGAUGUUUCCACUUUUUUGGUUCACUCUCACUGUAUAGCAACGUUGUGACACUAUUAGAGCCCUGUGGUUUAUGAAAAUAUUGUUUUUAUGACGUCAUUGGAAAUGUGGGCGCUUUUUGGUUUCGUUUUGCUGGCAGUGGCUGUGUACGUGUUGGUAGUGACAGCCUGGCUCUUUGCUCGCUGUAGGGGCCGUGGCAUGGCUGGAAAGCCUGAAGGAGACGAGCACAGCGAAGCUCCUGAGCCGCCCCGCGGUAGAACGGACGCCAGCGGACUGUGGGUCACGGAGGACGUCAGGGAAGCUGACCCAGGUGGGAGGACCCACCCUAUCUACAAGAAGCUGGCCAGCCUGAGCAGCGAGGUUAACUCCAUGAGCAGAGGUCAACUGAAGCAACGGCUGAGAGAUCUGGGCCUUGAGCCGCGGGGGACAGACACAAUCAUCAGCAAACGCCUCACAACCUACCUUCGAAGACAGGCCAUCUUGCAAGAGCCUGACCCUCCGUGGGAGCUGCAGAACUCAGUGCAGACCAACCCCUACGGUCUCCAGUACCUCCUGGUGCUGGACUUCGAGGCCACUUGUGAACCUGUCAACCCUGUGGACUAUGUUCAUGAGAUCAUAGAGUUCCCAGUUCUCCUCUUCAAUCUCAAGACACUCACCGUAGUAAGUCUUUUGUUCUCCGUGUCUCUGAGACUAUCAUGCUGCCUGCAGGAGGACAGGUUUCAUUCUUACUGCAGACCGUUUCUCAAUCCCAACUUGACUGACUUUUGCAAGAAUCUGACUGGCAUAAGACAGGACCAAGUCGAUAGUGCUCCGUAUUUCACCGAGGUCUUCAGAAAUUUCACCAAGUGGCUAGACGCCAGAGACCUUGGCAAUAAACUAAGGUUUUCACUUGUGACUGACUGUCCGUGGGAUAUCAAGGAGUGCCUGUUCCCACAGUGUGUCUUGUCACAAGUCGAGUUUCCACAAUAUGCCACCAAAUGGAUUGAUGCCAGAAAGCUGUUUGGCAGCUUCUACCGCACCAAGAGCGGGAACCUGUCCUCCAUGCUGGAGAAGAUAGGCCUCAAGUUCGAGGGUCGAGAGCACUGUGGACUUCAUGACUCUUUGAACAUAGCACGAGUGACUGAGAGACUCAUAAGAGACGGAUGUCUGCUCAAGUAUAAUAGGUUCAUGCCUCAGGACCUACUGGCCUCCUUUGACAAGAGCUAAUAUCAUCACCAUGCGUUAUGAUGUCAUGUACAUGAUCACUGGUGUUUGGGUUUAUGUCAGUUGAGGAGGUGGUUCAACUGGCAG